Molecule: messenger RNA, 3207 nt
Organism: Haliotis rufescens (red abalone)
Lineage: Eukaryota; Metazoa; Mollusca; Gastropoda; Lepetellida; Haliotidae
Product: tubulin epsilon chain-like
Exons: 12
Coding region: 108-1565 (485 amino acids)
Biological process (GO): microtubule cytoskeleton organization; mitotic cell cycle
Cellular component (GO): cytoplasm; microtubule
Molecular function (GO): structural constituent of cytoskeleton; GTP binding
Source: RefSeq, a predicted model, not a curated record
AUACUACCAAUAUGGCUGUCGUAAACAAAACACGUGAAGUUUGCAGUUGAUAUUUUCCGAUUUACUCUGCAAACAACUGAUGUUGUCGCAAAUCGAUUAAUCUCAGAAUGACACAGUCGAUAGUUAUUCAAGUUGGGCAAUGUGGGAAUCAAAUUGGAUGCCGUUUCUGGGACCUGGCUUUACGAGAGCAUGCAGCAGUGAACAAGACCGGAAUGUACGAUGAGCCACUUAGCAGCUUCUUCCGGAACGUUGAUAGCCGUUAUGACGACACAUCCGACAUCCCAGUGGGGGAUGGCAAGGGGAAGAUUAGAUCCCUCAAAGCAAGGGCUGUGCUGGUGGACAUGGAGGAGGGCGUGGUCAGUGAGUUGACAAAGGGGCCGCUCCGUGAAGUGUUUGACUACCAGCAGCUCAUUACUGAUGUAUCAGGAUGUGGCAAUAACUGGGCAGUUGGCCAUAAGAUGUAUGGUGUGCAGUAUCGAGAACAACUUAGCGAGACAAUCCGCCGUGCUGCUGAAUACUGUGACUGUCUUCAGUGCUUCUUUGUCCUGCACUCAAUGGGAGGCGGCACAGGUUCUGGUGUGGGCACUUCCAUCUUGAAUUUACUGGAAGAGGAGUAUCCUGACGUUUACAGAUUUGUGACAGCAGUGUACCCUUCAGUGGAGGAUGACGUGAUUACCUCCCCUUACAACAGUGUUCUGGCCAUGCGAGAACUGACUGAACAUGCGGACUGCGUGCUGCCCGUUGAGAAUCAGGCACUGGUUGAGAUUGUCAACAAGAUUUCCCAAGCUGUGCCCUCCAUGAAGACGGGGAAGAGAACCUACUCUACCACUGGAGUCAAGUCAGGCAGUGCCAUUACAAGUAGUCAGGGAGGAGUUACCUCCCCUGCAGAAGAGAAACCAUUUGACGGCAUGAACAAUCUGGUUGCCAACCUACUCCUCAACAUGACGAGCUCAGCAAGGUUUGAGGGCUCUCUGAACGUGGAUUUGAAUGAGAUCACCAUGAAUCUGGUUCCGUUUCCCCAACUACACUACUUGGUGUCCAGCCAGUCCCCUCUGUACGCCAUGUCCGACGUCAAUCUCCCACCCAGGAGGUUGGACCAGAUGUUUUCCGACGCCUUCUCCCGCGACCACCAGCUGCUGAGAGCAGAUCCCAAGCACAGUCUGUACCUGGCCUGUGCCCUGAUGGUCCGGGGCAACGCCGAGAUCUCCGACAUCAGGAGGAACAUCGACAGACUGAAGCCAAACCUCAAGUUCAUCCACUGGAACCAGGAGGGCUGGAAGACGGGUCUGUGCUCCGUGCCGCCAGUGGGACAACCCUACUCUCUCCUCACCCUGGCCAACAACACCUGUGUCCGACACACAUUCUCCGACCUCAAGGACAGAUUUGUCAAACUCUACAAACGGAAGGCCCACAUCCAUCACUACACUCAAAUUGACGGGAUGGAGACAACAGAUUUCGCAGAGAGCUUGGAGUCGCUCAACACAGUCAUCACCGAGUAUUCCAGCCUGGAGACACACAUGAACAACCCCCCACCUCCAGAACCCCGGUUGCAGAUCCUCACAUGAACAACCCCCCACCUCCAGAACCCCGGUUGCCGAACCUCACAUGAACAACCCCACCCAAAAUCCCCGGUUGCAGCUCCACACAUGAACAACCCCACCCAAAAACCUCGGUUGCAGAUCCUCACAUGAACAACCCCACCCAAGAACCCCGCUUGCAGAUCCUCACAUGAACAACCCCACCCAAGAACCCCGCUUGCAGAUCCUCACAUGAAAAACCCCACCCAAGAACCCCACCUUGAGACUCCGUCCAUUUUCCCCCGCAGUGGUUCCAGCAUUAGGAACCCAGCCACCAGCUCUCAGGCAGUACGUUCCUCUCCAGUCUCCCUGUCAGUUCGUGAUUAUCCAGUGUAUAAUGUCUCCAUGCUAGAAAUACCCAGAACACUUUUGCUCACCUUCAUUUUGAGUCUUAAUUCAAAUGACAAAAAUAGCUGUCAAUCAUAAUCAAGUGGAGAUAUGUCACAAUAUGAUGGAGGAUGGUUGUAUAAGUGCACUCCUGCUUUAUAAUGGUAAGGGACCGGUUAUUUAUUAGGGGGAGGUGAGAUUGCACUUACAAGUAGGACUGUAUCAUACUUUGCUAGUGACCCCCGCCCCCCUCCCCAAUUUUAUCUCACAUUCAUCGCAUCCCCUCCCUAUAAUAAAUGACCAGUCCCAAAUAAUGAUCAAUUUAAAAAAUUAGAACUGUCAUCAUUUCAUGACACCUUUAUAUGACAAAUAAUGACCAGUCCCUUCCCGUGUCCUCCAUGACCUCAAUGGCGGACUUUCUACUCCUUGCAUGUUCAAAACAUCUUUUUCAUGAUGUUACAGGAAACCACAUGAUCAGUUGGGAAGACAUCAAGUACUUGUAUGAUGGUAUUAUAAAUGACAAGGGCCAUUUGGACCCACUAGAUCUGCAUAAUUUGAGGAAUGAGAAAACGUUUUAGAAUGUUAUCAGAUGUAUGUAUUCACAUGAAUGAGAAGGACUCCAUUCAACACGGGCAUGUUUUGUACACAGAACAACAUACGUGGGGAUAAGGCUAAGAUGUGUUAGAAUGGGUGAUGUUGGAGAUUUCAGGAAAUGUGUUCUAACAUUGAAACAUGACAAAGUCCUUGACCCAAGCUGAUUUGGUCAGGAGAUCUAGUUUAAGUUCAGCUUGGGUCAUGGACUCUCACAUAGUUAAAAUAAUUAGUCUUUCUCACUCAUUUAGCUUUUGGUACAUUAUUAUGUCAAAAGUAAACAUACUUGCAAGUUUAAGAAAGUAAAAAGAUGCUUGUCAGUCAUAUGAACCAACAAAAUGUUUAUAUGAAUGUGAUAUUUGGUCUAAGAAGGCCUGAACCACACCUUGCCUUUUUUUCAAGACAGUCAGUUUUUGAAUGUUGUCACAUGUUGUCUAUUACUUUAAACAUUCCAAGUGUUAUUUUUUGUAAUAGACAAAGGCAGUUUGAAGUUCACCUGCGUUCUUGAUGAAAGGUUGAUAUCUUUAGUCUGUAUUAGCUAGUGUUCAAUCUGCUUCUGGACACAUGGGCAAAACGUUGUUAUGAGAUGAAGAUGCCUUGUCAAGAGUAUUUUGAUACAAAAACACUGGUACGAAGCACUUUUUAUUUUUAUCUGUUGUUUACAAGAUGAAAUGUAAAAUUGCCAUUAAAAUUUAUACUUUUGUUACAAGAA